AACAGGGCAAGCCCAUGGAAGUCCGCUUGUCCAACAUGGUAGCGGCAAAGGCUAUCAGCGACGCUGUCCGGACGUCUCUGGGUCCUAGGGGUAUGGACAAGAUGAUCCAAACACCCAAAGGAGAAGUCAUCAUCACUAACGAUGGUGCGACAAUCCUGAAGAGCAUUCAAGCCCUGCAUCCCGCCGCAAAGAUGUUGGUCGACCUUUCUGCCGCUCAAGAUAUUGAAGCUGGUGACGGUACCACAUCUGUCGUCGUCUUGGCUGGAAGCCUUCUUGGCGCCGCGGAGAAGAUGUUGCAAAAGGGCAUGCACCCUACCAUCAUCGCCGAGUCUUUCCUCAAAGCGUCUGCGAAGGCAGUAGAGUAUCUCGAGGAGCUUGCAACGCCAAUAGACUUGAAGGAUAAGUCUGCUCUGCUCCGUGCGGCGACAACGUCCCUUAACUCUAAGAUCGUCUCCCAAUAUUCCUCUACCCUUGCUCCAAUCGCCGUCACAGCGGUUACACGUCUCAUUACACCAACGUCUUCGAAUGUAGAUCUUCGUGAUAUCCGCAUUGUUAAGAAAGUCGGUGGCACGAUCGAGGACACUGAGCUUGUUGACGGCGUUGUCCUCAACCAAAAUGUUGUUGUCGCUGCCGGCGGACCGACGCGCAUGGAAAAGGCGAAGAUUGGCAUUAUACAAUUCCAGCUCAGCGCUCCAAAACCUGAUAUGGACAACACUGUCAUUAUUAAUGACUACCGCCAGAUGGACAAGGUCAUCAAGGAGGGACGCCAAUACCUCUUGAACAUUUGCAAAAAGAUCAAGAAGGCAAAUUGUAACACCCUCUUGAUCCAGAAGUCCAUCCUCCGUGACGCUGUCGACGAUACUUCAUUGACAUUCUUGAAGCGCUUGAAUAUUCUUGUUGUGAAGGAUGUCGAGCGCGAUGAGAUCGAGUUCUUGUCGAAGAGCUUGGGAUGCAAGCCGAUCGCUGACAUUGAUGCAUUUACCGAGGACAAGCUCGGUUAUGCUGACCUUGUGGAGGAGACCAGCAACAACGACGUCAAAGUCGUCCGCAUCACUGGCGUCAAGAACUCAGGCCGCACGAUCAGCAUCCUUGCCACCGGUGCAAACAGCCUGGUCUUGGAAGAAUCUGAGCGUUCGCUGCACGAUGCGCUUUGCGUUGUUCGUUGCCUUGUCAAGAAGCGGGCACUCAUUGCCGGUGGUGGCGCGCCAGAGACCCAUGUCUCUCGCCUCUUGUCUCAAUACGCUCAUACACUCAAGGGUAUGGAGGCAUACUGCUUCCAGGCCUAUGCGGACGCGCUGGAGGUUAUUCCCACAACGCUUGCCGAAAAUGCUGGUCUGAACCCGAUCGCCAUUGUCACCGAGCUACGCAACAGGCAUGCAAUGGGCGAGCGCAACGCGGGUAUCAACAUGCGCAAGGGUCUGAUCUCAAAUAUAAUUGAGGAGGAUGUCGUGCAACCGCUCCUAGUCUCGACGAGCGCAAUCGAGCUAUCGACCGAGACUGUCUGUCUGUUGUUAAAGAUCGACGACUACGUGCAAUCAAGAUAGAUAACUUCAGCAGCAGCAGGUAUACUGUACACAUAGUGCAAUCUAGUCAUUAUAUUCAAGCUUUCCAAAUCCAUGUAUGCUCUCAGGCAUCGGUGAGGAGGGUCCGGAUGGAGGCCCUGAGAUCUCCAUUCUCGCAGCGUAAGUGCCAGAGACAGCUUUCCUCUUCGCCCUCGCGGAGGCGAACAGCUGCCAAGUUCUCGUUCUCCGCGCUUGUGAGGCCUUCAGGCAGAAUGAGAAUCUUUAGAUCGCCUAAGCAACGAUAAGUGCU
Messenger RNA from Phanerochaete carnosa HHB-10118-sp, 1812 nucleotides. RefSeq lists its product as uncharacterized. The record is from RefSeq and is a predicted model, not a curated record. The transcript has 8 exons. Bases 15 to 1544 code for a protein of 509 amino acids. Gene Ontology annotation, molecular function: ATP-dependent protein folding chaperone; ATP binding; ATP hydrolysis activity. Gene Ontology annotation, cellular component: chaperonin-containing T-complex. NCBI's taxonomy places the organism in Eukaryota, Fungi, Basidiomycota, Agaricomycetes, Polyporales, Phanerochaetaceae. Gene Ontology annotation, biological process: protein folding.